CAAAACAAAAGAGUUUGACUGUUUGUCUUGUUUAGGAUCUCUCAAUCUCUGGAAUAGAUCUAGACUAAGACUGACUAGACUAGAUCUAGAAAAAAUUCUAGAAUUUAGAAUGCUAGAUCUAGAUUUAUAGUCGCUACCUUACAGUCUACUAAAGAAUCUAAAUUUCUGAUUAUAGAUUCUAUACAAAUUACAACUAGACCUAGAAUUCGGUUUUAACACCACAAACUAAUUUUGAUUAAAUUUGGCUCAUUGACAUCAUCAUGAAUCCUCUGACCAAUAUAAAAAAUCUUCAAAAGAUUAAUGAGCGAGAGCUUGAGUUGGGGAUCAUUGGGAAAAAAUCUUGGCAUGAUGAAUACAAGGACAGUGCCUGGAUAUUUAUUGGUGGACUUCCUUAUGACUUAUCUGAAGGAGAUAUUAUCUGUGUCUUUUCACAAUAUGGAGAAAUAGUCAAUUUAAACUUGGUUCGAGACCACAAGACUGGCAAAUCAAAAGGAUUUGCAUUUAUUUGUUUUGAAGACCAGAGGAGUACAGUACUUUCAGUUGAUAAUCUCAAUGGAAUAAAAAUUUUAGGCAGAACUAUCCGAGUUGAUCACGUUAAAGAGUACAAAGUGCCAAAGGAACAUGGUGAUGAGGAUGAACUUAUUAAAAAAAUCAGAGAAGAGGGUUGCGCUCCAAAGAUUCAAUCAUCUGAAGAAGAAGAAAGUGACGGGGAAAUUCAAGACAAGGCUGAGAGCACUAAAGUAACAAAAGUAAAAAAAAGCAAAAGAAAAAAGAAAGAGAAGAAGAAAAAAAAAGAGAGGAGCAGCUCUGAAUCUUCCUCCAGCAGUGAGACAGACAGCAAGAAACCACUACAAAACAUCAAGAGCAAAGCUGUUGUGAACAGUAAACAACAUGUGAACGGCUCUAGUUUCAAAGUCAAGAAAGAAGAGUCAUCUGACUCAAGCAGUGAGAGUGAACAGACAUCAAGGAAAUCUGGAGAUGGAGACUUCAGAAGAAGAGAGAAAGCUGGGCCUAGAAAUAACCACAGAGAGAAGAACAGAACUCAGGAACGAGUGAGAGAAAGAAGUAGAGAUAGAGAGUCAGCUACCAGCAGCCAGAGAGAGAGAAGUUUGGAGAGGUACAGGGACCGAAGCAGAGAUAGGGAUAAAAAUAAAGACAAUUCUAAAGCAAGAGAUUUCUACAGAAAAGACAGCAGAAACUGGGUCAGAGAGCGAGAUGAGAGCAGAGAGAGUCACAGAGGUCAUGACAGGGAGCGAGACAGGAACAGAAGCUACAAGGACAGGGAUGAACACUCAAUGAAAAAUAGAAAUAGAUAGUUCGAAUAUUUUAGCAUGCAUCUUUACAUCAUUGUAUAUGUCCAAUCAUUUGUAAUUAUGUUGUCUACGAAAAUAUAUAAACAUAGAUAAUUUGUAAGUAAA
Biomphalaria glabrata is the source of this 1418-nucleotide messenger RNA. Its product is annotated as RNA-binding motif protein, X-linked 2-like. Gene Ontology annotation, biological process: mRNA splicing, via spliceosome. The coding region runs from base 261 to 1316 and encodes 351 amino acids. The transcript is spliced from 6 exons. Gene Ontology annotation, molecular function: RNA binding. The record is from RefSeq and is a predicted model, not a curated record. NCBI's taxonomy places the organism in Eukaryota, Metazoa, Mollusca, Gastropoda, Planorbidae. Gene Ontology annotation, cellular component: U2 snRNP; catalytic step 2 spliceosome; precatalytic spliceosome.